AUGGCGAUGGUAGUACAUGGAGGUGUGAACCCGCAAGAACUAGACCCCAGAGUCACAGAGGAGCUAGGGGUCGAACCUGUGGAGGAGUUAGAAGAAAUCGUGGUGAUGGAAGAGCCAUUACGAAAGUUGAAGGUGGGAAAAAACUUUCAAGACGACACGAAGGAAAAGUUGGUGAUGCUUUUGAAGGAAAAUAUGCAUGUGAAGGGCAAGUAUCAGGCAAGGGGUCCUAAGAUGGCCGCAUACUUAGAAAGGGUAAGAGGUUAUCUGGGGCAAUUGGAUGGGUAUAGCAUAGAGAAAAUCCCAAGAGAGAGGAAUAUCCAUGUCGAUGCCCUUGCAAAGCUGGCUUCCACUAAGGAUGGAGAUACCCUCAAAUCUGUACCUGUGGAAUACUUAUCCAGGCCAAGCAUUAUUGAAUCAGACGUUCAUAUGAUCAGCAUCCCAAAGGAGUCAUGGGCCAACCCAAUUAUAAACUACCUGAAGGAUGGAGCUCUACCAACAGAAAAGAGGGAGGCUCAGAGGCUGGUGUAUAAGGUCGCCCAGUACACAUUAGUAGACGGAGUCUUGUACAAGAGAGAGUUUUCUGUGCCGCUCUUGCGAUGUGUUGAUGAUGAGGAGGCGAGGAAAGUUCUGUAUGAAAUACAUGAAGGCAAAUGCGGCAACCAUGCGAGUGGACCAUCCACGGCCAUGAAAUCCAUGAGGCAAGGGUACGAAGUUCCCUUCAAAAUCAUCUCUGACAAUGGCACCCAGUUCGAGGGGGAAACAUUCGAGGAGUAUUGUAAGGAGAAAGGAAUAAGAAGAAGCUUUUCAGCUGUUGUGCAUCCACAUGCCAAUGGGCAGGUGGAGGCCAUUAACAAAGUCUUGAAGAAGAACCUAAAAACAAAGUAA
Humulus lupulus (European hop) is the source of this 885-nucleotide messenger RNA. RefSeq lists its product as uncharacterized. Bases 1 to 885 code for a protein of 294 amino acids. The transcript has 3 exons. Gene Ontology annotation, biological process: DNA integration. The record is from RefSeq and is a predicted model, not a curated record. Gene Ontology annotation, molecular function: nucleic acid binding. Lineage: Eukaryota; Viridiplantae; Streptophyta; Magnoliopsida; Rosales; Cannabaceae.